AGGAGUUCUCUAUAGGAAUUUAGCGCCAGCCAGUGAAGUUAAAGCUGAAGCUUGAUGGUGUUGAUUUGCAGAGAGUAUCUCCAUCGUCAUCAUCAUCAUCAUCAUCGUUUGGUAGUUGUAUGAUUUUGAAAAAUAAAAGCAAAGAAAAUAAUAAACAAUAAAAAAAGGCAACUGGAACAGGAUUGUCCGGUUUCAUCUCUCUCAACGAGCUAUACAUACAAACGUACAUGUAACUAGAAGAUACAUUUUCACUAUAAAAACCAGAAUAGGUCCAUAAUACAUACAUUCACAAAGAUUCACUCAUAUGGACUAACUUUGUGUAAUAAAACAAGAAAUACACAAAAAAAAAACGUCAUAAAAACCAUUCUUGGACUCUUGGAAGCUCUUAAUUUGUUGAAGUAGUGAAUUUUUUUUUGUUGUACCGGAAAAUCGAGGAAUAUAAAGAUUGAGAUUUUUUAAUUCAACUCUCGCUACUUUGUGUGGAGAGUUCGUUGUUCGUUUAUAUAGAAAGGGAAAAGUUGCACACACAAAUGUUGCACCCAAUUACAACAUAACUAAAAUUCCAUCAACAAGAAAUUGAAAAGAAAAAAAAAAUGUUCUUUGAUGUUGUAUGUAUGACUCUUGUUAAAAAUAAUUAAACCAUUUUUGAGCAAAUUAAAAGGAUUGGCUUUGGAGAAAAUUUGAGUUAAAAACCUAGAAAUUUGAAGAAUUAUAUUCAGUGAAGGAAAAAAAAAAUGGAUACAGUUUAUGGAACGAAGAAGUAUUUUCAAAGCUUAUCAGCUGGAAGUGAUAUUUAUAGAUCGUCAGCUUGCAGAGCCAUGACAAACGAUUAUUCCUAUCAAAAUACCCUCGGAAGACGUUCGACUCUUGGUGCCUACUAUCACAUGAACAAGCAGCCUUCAUUCACAAAUGAACACAGUCUGGGUAGUCAAUAUGGAGGAAAUGCUUACAGCACAUGGGGCAUGUGGAGAGAUGGCAGAAAUAUAGCUCCAUCAACUUUCUCAGCAAAACCACACCAUCCACAUACAAAAACUAAGUCUUUUUCGAUAAUUCUAUCGACAGCAGCAUUUAUAGUUUUGUUAGCGGUAAUAUCAAUUGCAGGAUUAGCCUUUUAUUUUAGUUCGAUAAAGUCCAAUAUGGAAGAUACUGUUAUUGGAUUUGAAGGAUCAUUUCGUAUCGCGAAAGGAGAUCUAUUCACAACGGGCCUCAAAUACAAUCAUACAACAACUUAUAAGCAGAAAGUUGAAUAUUAUAAACGAUUUGUCGAAAGGAGUUUGACAGAUAAUGCUCUUCAGCCGAUACGAGUUGAUGUUGCUGGAUUUGGUGAUGGACCGUUGAUAAAAGUCAGCUUUAGGACUUAUCUUGAUGUGAGGAAGUUACCACAAAACAUCCAUAGUGUCGAAGAAUAUAUAAAAGAGUCUCUAUUUUUGGAAACAACUGCUCUGAAGUCUCUCUAUCGAUCUUUGAGAAUUGAUCCGGAAUCUGUCGAAGUGAAGAGAAUACUUGACGAACAACUUGUCAAGUCUGCAUCACUCUCAAGGGAUACGCAAAUGACUCCAACAAGUCAAACACAGUUGGAGAAGAGGCUUUUAAAGAAAGGUGGUUUCUUGGAGAAACCAACUUUGAAAACUCUACCAAAUUCUUCUCCAAAAACCAAACUCUCCAAGCCACAUAGUGCAGAUGAUGAGCCUGAUGUUGAUGUCGAAAAUGCCCCAGUUAUCCAGGGAUCGUUUGAAGGUUCUUUUGAAAUCACAAAAACCGAUGCUGAUAUCACACAGAAGAAAGCUUCUCCAACUAAGGCUUACAGCAAUACACCGAAAUCAGUGACUCCGUUUCCAUUAAGGGUGAAGCCUAAGAAACCUUCAGUGGAAAAAGUCUCAGCAAAGACAACAAGAGCUGAAGAUCCAACAACAACAACGAGCACGAAAUCGACUUCAACAAAAACCACGACUACAACUUCGACGACAACAACAACUACAACCACAACUCCGGAACCAACAACAACAACAACAACAACAUCAACAACUCCAUCCACAACAACAACGACAACAACUACAACAACUCCACCUCCUCCAACUUAUUCCCAAACUAACAGUCCUCCGACAACAACUAUAGAAGUUCCAAAACUCGAUGCAAGCUUAUUCACUUCGCAACCAGUUCUUGACACUCAACCUUGGAGACCAAUCCGAGGUCCAGGUUCUGAGAUAUUUGAGCCUCUUGCUACCCAAACUGAAACCAUCAUAAGUAUCACGACUCCAUAUGAACCGGUCAGACCUCCGCCAAUGAUUCAAGCUCCAGCUUCGUAUGACCCUUAUCCAUCGGGUUUCUUCAGUAAGCCGAACUUCAAUAAGCCCGAAAACCGUGAAGAUACUAAUGCUCAAGACUUGGUUUAUUACCAUGGAUAUAGCGGACCAGUUUUUAUGCCAGGUAUUGAUGGAAUUGAGCCUCUAGGUUCAGCUCAUGUUAAGCCUCAUCCAUUGCCAAAUCCAUUGAUAGACGAUGUUGUAAUACCAGCCUUCAAACCUCUGAAUCCAACUCUUGGAACAAAUGGUAAAAUUCCGUUUGCUAUUGAAGCUGGUGAUGAGAAGUUUGAACAUUUAGGAGGUGGAGUUAUUGUGAAGAAACAUGAUAAUGAGUCUUCAACAACAAUAUCAACUUCUACAUCAACCACAGCUUCAACAACAUCUUCAACUUCAACAACAACCUCGGUUCCAACAAGUUCGAUCAAACCGAAAAAUAGUUCGAAGGACUCGGAAAUAACUCACCAAAUUGGUGAAUUCUUAAUGGACUUGCUUAAUCUUCCCGAUGACGAUGAGAAGAACACGACUGAUUUGGUAGAAUUGAAACUGGAGUCUCGUAUUGAACCUGAUUCCGAAGAGAAGCCGAAUUUCAUGAAUCUCAAAGAAAUCAUAUUACAAAGAAAUCGAGGUAGCACAACUACUUCGGCCGAAUCUUCUCCAUCUUCAACAACAAGUACAACAACAACAAAAUCACCUGGAACGAAACGAAAUCGAAUUCGCCCAUCAAGACCAUCGUCGAAACCUUCCGGAACAAUGGAUGAUUCGGUACUCUUUCCAAGUCAGUCGAAAUGGGAAUUUGUAAAUGGCAGUUCUCCAAAUACUUAUGGCCACACUGGAUCCAUGAGAAGAGUCUUCAAUAAGACCCUACAAGCUUGGGUCUCUGAAGAUGUUGAAAAAGCUGAAAAUUUCACUCUAAACGAUAUCAAAACUCGAAUUAACAAUGCUACAAAUAUUCAAGAUAUUUCACUGAUUUUCGACACCCUUGCUUCGAAAUUAGGAAUCACCCAUAGCAUGCCAACGAAAAUUCCACCAUUUUCUCAUAAUAAGUUGAAGAUUUCUCAGAGGAACGAAACGAAAAUAAAACUCAUCACCACGACUAUGAUGCCCACAACUACAACAACUACACCAACAAUGCCGACUACGACUAUGAUUUCGACUACGACAACACCAGCUUACAUCGAGUAUUCUCAAGUUCAAAUGAAAGAAGCAAUUGUACCGACUUUUAGACCUUUGAAUCCAAUACUUCCUGAUGUCAAUGAAGGUGAAGCUGAAGUCGAAGUAAUAGACCCAAAUAAGUACGAAGAAAUGUUAAAAUCCUCUCAAGUUCCACUUCUAUCAGCGGCCAGUACAACAGAACUUCCCAAACUUGUAACACUUCUGCCGGUUCGAUCGAACUCUGGAAUUCGAACAUUUCGACCGUUGAUAGAUUCACAGGCUGAGGGUCGACGAUUUACAACACCAUCAGAGGCGGUAGUUAAAAGUGGUAUACAUGUAACUGUUUAAGGGAAGAGAAAUUAUAGUUUAGUAGGUAUCUAAAAUUUUGUGAGACACAUGAAACUUUUGUCCAUUUUGUUCCGAGGUUUUGGGACUAUUUUAUAAGUUUUUUUUAUUAACCUUGGAUCGACUUGGGACAAAAUAGUUUAAAAAUUAAGAUUGAAAUUAAGAGCAUUAAA
Molecule: messenger RNA, 3973 nt
Organism: Episyrphus balteatus (marmalade hoverfly)
Lineage: Eukaryota; Metazoa; Arthropoda; Insecta; Diptera; Syrphidae
Product: mucin-2
Exons: 5
Coding region: 735-3803 (1022 amino acids)
Source: RefSeq, a predicted model, not a curated record